AUGGCCCACCCCUUUAAUCGGAGCCUCUUCACUCCAUUUCUCGGACGCCGAAGUGCCAUAUAUAGCACCUCGGGCAUGAUAGCAUGCUCCCAGCCACUCGCCGCGAGAGCUGGUCAGAAGAUCCUGGAGAAUGGUGGAAAUGCAGCAGAUGCUGCUAUCGCAGUGGCUGCUGCGUUGAAUGUGACUGAGCCAGGAUCAACCGGGAUCGGGGGUGAUAUAUUUUGUCUCUUCUACAAUAACAAGACCAAGAAAGUGCAUGGGCUCAACGGGUCCGGGCGUGCCCCGAUGAGUCUUACGCUUGAGAAGGCUCGAGAACGGUUGGAAAGCUCACAGCUCCCGCUGAAAAAUAUACCACUCAACAGUGUUCUCGCAGUCACGACUCCAGGGGCGGCAAGUGGGUGGGUGGAUACUGUCGAAAGGUUUGGGAGCGGCAAUUUGUCGCUCGAGCAGGUCUUGAAGCCUGCAAUUUCCCUGGCCGAUGAGGGGUUUCCUGUUUCGGAGAUAUCGGCCCGUUUGUGGCAAGAAAAUGCGAAAUCGUUGAUAGAGGCGUCGCCCAAUUACCGCGAACUUCUUAAAGUCGAGUAUACCCCAAAUGAGGUGGUUCGUGCGCCUGUGGCCGGCGAGAUUAUGACCAACCCUGCUCUUGCGCAGACCUUCCGGAAGCUCGCUAUUGAAGGAAAGAAUGGUUUCUACCGAGGUGUUAUUGCAGAUGCGAUUGUGGAAGCGGUAAGGAAUCGUGAUGGAUUUCUUUCUUAUGAGGAUUUAUCCUACCAUGCAGAUGUGGGAAGUAUAGCGACCAGUCCAGUCUGUGUUCGUUUCAAGGAGGCGGUCGACGUGUGGGAGCAUCCGCCUAACGGGCAGGGUCUCGUUGCUCUCAUGGCACUCAAAUUAUUUGAGGAAUUAGAACGUACCAAGAAGAUCCCACCUUUAUCCAGUCUCCAGCACAACUCUGUCGACUAUAUCCACGCUCUGAUUGAAGUCUUCCGCAUUUCCUUCGCAGAUGGCUCAUGGUGGAUUGCAGACCCCGCCCAUUCAGAUAUCCCGAAUAUUCUAUCUGAUUCAUACAUCGCGGAAAGAGCACUUCUUUUCAACUCGGACGCAGCAUCAAACAAUUUUUCCCAUGGCAGCCCCGCGUUGAACUCAUGCGACACCGUGUACUUCGCUGUCGUCGAUAGCGACGGGAACGCCGCAUCAGUUGUCAACAGUAAUUAUCACGGCUUCGGGACUGGAAUUAUCCCGCGUGGAUGUGGCUUCACUCUACAAAGCCGCGGUGCUAAUUUCUCCCUCACACCUGGCCAUCCAAACGCCCUUGCGCCAGGCAAGCGUCCAUAUCAUACCAUUAUCCCCGCAAUGGCUACUAGCCCAGCGGAUGGAUCUUUGAAUACCGUAUUCGGCGUCAUGGGUGGGUUUAUGCAGCCACAGGGGCAUGUGCAGCUGUUGAUGAAUAUGCUUUCGUUUGGAAUGAAUUCUCAACAAGCGCUGGAUGCCCCAAGAGUGUGUAUCGGGUCAACGGGACACCUUCAUACAGCAACAGGGAAUGAAAAGACCGUUUAUAUUGAGGAGGGCAUGGGCUCAACAGUUGUGGAAGGAUUGCGCCAGCGGGGCCAUACCGUUAAGGUUCUUGAUGGUUGGGAUAGAGAGAUUUUUGGGAGAGGUCAGAUUAUCCGGACGUUUCAGGACAAAGAUCUCCGGACGGUCCUAGAAGCUGGGAGUGAUUUGAGGGCAGAUGGAAUGGCUUUGCCAGUGUAG
Penicillium verhagenii is the source of this 1749-nucleotide messenger RNA. Its product is annotated as gamma-glutamyltransferase family protein. The coding region runs from base 1 to 1749 and encodes 582 amino acids. The record is from RefSeq and is a predicted model, not a curated record. The transcript is spliced from 4 exons. NCBI's taxonomy places the organism in Eukaryota, Fungi, Ascomycota, Eurotiomycetes, Eurotiales, Aspergillaceae.